Messenger RNA from Polyodon spathula (Mississippi paddlefish), 1192 nucleotides. RefSeq names its product fructose-1,6-bisphosphatase isozyme 2-like. Gene Ontology annotation, cellular component: cytoplasm; cytosol. The transcript has 7 exons. Gene Ontology annotation, biological process: fructose 1,6-bisphosphate metabolic process; gluconeogenesis; fructose 6-phosphate metabolic process. NCBI's taxonomy places the organism in Eukaryota, Metazoa, Chordata, Actinopteri, Acipenseriformes, Polyodontidae. Gene Ontology annotation, molecular function: fructose 1,6-bisphosphate 1-phosphatase activity. The record is from RefSeq and is a predicted model, not a curated record. The coding region runs from base 101 to 1120 and encodes 339 amino acids.
CUGAAAUGUGAAAGCUUAGUUACAGUUACUUACCACUCACAACCUCCUUGUGUCACACACUUCUCUGUGUUGCGGGAAAAGCUGGAAGUUGCCGAGGAAAAUGUCGGAUCAAACGCCCUUCGAUACAGAUGUUAUCACCCUGACACGGUUUGUCAUGGAGCAGGGCAGGAAGGCUAAAGGGACUGGGGAGCUGACCCAACUCCUUAACUCCAUGCUGACUGCUAUAAAGGCCAUCUCUUCAGCUGUCAGGAAGGCUGGCCUGGCACACAUGUAUGGGAUUGCUGGCUCUGUGAAUGUCACUGGGGACCAGGUGAAAAAACUGGAUGUUCUCUCCAACGAUCUAGUCAUUAAUAUGUUACAGUCUUCUUACGGCACCUGUGUCAUGGUCUCGGAAGAAAACGAACAUGCCAUUAUUACUCCACCAGACAAAAGGGGUAAAUACAUUGUCUGCUUUGAUCCACUGGAUGGCUCCUCCAAUAUAGAUUGCCUGGCAUCUAUUGGGACAAUCUUUUCUAUCCAUAGAAAGACCUGGGAAGGCGAGCCCACAGAGAAAGAUGCCCUCCAACCUGGUCGGAACAUUGUCGCUGCUGGCUAUGCCCUAUAUGGAAGUGCCACACUGGUUGCCCUCACCACUGGACAAGGAGUCAACUGCUUCAUGCUGGAUCCGGCUGUAGGGGAAUUCAUCCUUGUGGAGAAAGAUGUGAGGAUAAAGAAAAAGGGUAAUAUUUACAGCCUUAAUGAAGGGUAUGCCAUGUACUUUGAUCCUGCAAUAACUGAGUAUUUACAGAAGAAGAAAUUCCCACAGGAUGGCAGUUCUCCCUACAGCUCCCGAUAUGUAGGUUCAAUGGUGGCUGAUGUUCAUCGAACUCUAACAUAUGGAGGGAUCUUCCUGUAUCCAGCUAACAAGAAAAGCCCUAAAGGAAAGCUCAGGCUGCUGUAUGAGUGCAACCCCAUCGCAUUCAUCAUCGAACAGGCUGGAGGGAUGGCCACCACCGGCACUCAGCCAGUGCUUGAUGUACAGCCAGAGUGCAUCCACCAGAGGGUGCCCAUGAUCCUGGGGUCCCCUGACGACGUGCAGGAAUUCCUUGCCUGUGUACAGAAACAUCAGAAAAGCAGCUAAUCUCACUGUCAGGGCCACUCUCCUCUGUAAUCUCAAACACAGUGAAAAAAUAAAAAGAACCACUUAAUAAGC